ACAAGGGCAUGGAAUCGGAUGCCCGAUCCAAUAACCGCAACAACAAUUCGGUUAUGGAUUCGGGUCACACAACACCCACCGGGUCGGGUUGAACAGUCGAAUUGGAUCCAAAUCAAAUGCACCACAUCAGAACCGGAUAUUAGUUCCGAUUCAUUCUCUUCUCCACCCUUGCCAUCUCUCUCCGCGUCACAUGUUUCCUCUGGCGAGAGCAGAGUCUCUGGUCGCACCUACCAAUCCGAAAACCCUCGCCGUCUAGCGCCGUCACCGCCGCUUCCGGCUCCGUUUCCUCCUCCGCCGCGACGAUGAAAGGCGGGCGAUCGCACCGCCCUCAGAGCUCGGACCCGCCGGACGAGUGGGUGGACGGCUCGUGGACCGUGGACUGCAUCUGCGGCGUCACGUUCGACGACGGAGAGGAAAUGGUUAAGUGCGACGAGUGCGGCGUGUGGGUCCACACGCGCUGCUCGCGCUACGUCAAGGGCGACGACACCUUCGCGUGCGACAAGUGCAAGGCGAAGCACCACACGAACAUCGAGGAGAACGAGCUCGCGCAGUUCCUGGUUGAGCUCCCAACGAAGACGAUAUCGAUCGAUAACAAGAAGGCCCUCCCCUCUCGGCCCAGGCUGUGGACGGAGAAGCCCAUUGAGGAGCGGGUCCAUGUCCAAGGCCCACCCGCUGGCGAGCCUUCACUAUUCGCCAACACUUCCACCUCCUCGAUCUUCUCUCCUCAGCUGUGGAAAGCCUCCGGGUAUGUUCCUAAGAAGUUCAAUUUUCAGUACAGAGAGUUCCCUUUCUGGGGUGAUAGCGAUAGUGAUAACGUUGAUAACGCUGAUAACGUUGAUAACGAUAACGAUAAAGAUAAAGAGGGUGAUCAAGAGGGUUCUCUAGCACAGCCACAAGUGCAAGAACGGGAUUAUAAUAAUGAUAAUGUGGCUGAGGCUGAGGCUGAGGCUGAGGCUGGGGCUCUUGUGUCUCUGGCCAAAGACACUGCGAAUACUGCUCCUCCUGUAUUGGACUCACCUGUGGAGGCUUUGGUAGAUUCUAGAUCUGGCCAUGGUAAGGAUUUGGACUCGGGCAAGUUUGGGAGCGGGGAUACGCUGCCACGUGUCCACAGUUCCGUGAAGAAGGAGAGGGCUAUGCUGAGGCCUCCGGUUGUUCAUAACAGCAAGCGCCGGAAGGAGGAUUCCGGGGCUUCGAAUUCCAAAGACCGGAGUGGGAAGAAGCGGUCCAGGACUUCCUCUGACAGAGAGGCGGAUCCCAAGAGGAGAACUCAGCAUUCUUCUAAAACAGGUGAGGGAAAACAAUUGGACUUUUAUGGGGACAGAGGUCCGAAGGUUUUCAAGGCUGAUGCUCGGAGCAUAAAGAACAAAAACUUAAAAGACAUAGCGGCUCAAGAACAUGUUUCUGAUGAUUAUUUACCUGUGGAUACUGUCGUGGAGGAGCCAAAUAACAACUUGACAACUACUGAGGACUCUUCAGAACCGUUAAAUCCUGUCAUGUCUAGACCUAGUCUUUCUGUUGGAGAUGUAGUAGCAGAAGAGAAGGCUAGUCAUAAAGCUCCUACUUUGGCGGAGAUGUCUUCUAAGACUGAUGAUGCUGUUACAUCGGCUUUAAAGCAUAAUUAUGUUGGAAAUGCUUCAGCUAAAGAAAAGGAUGGAGAUUGCUUGGCAUCUGAUAAUGUAGAUGAUACUUUAGUAGUAAGAAGUGCUGUGAGUCCUCAUACAGAAGGUCAUUGUGGUUCUACACCAGAACUUAUGGAUAUCCAAGUUUCUCAAGAUCAUGACUGUAACAUGGGUUCUAGCUCUGCAAAAUGCAAAGUUAAGGUGAAGAGAGAGGAUGAUGUUGAUAAGUUUAGAAAGCCCCCAAAUUUUCAUUCUUCUCCUGUCAGUGAUCUUAAAAGCAAUGAAAAAUCAUCUGAUGACACAUCUGAUACUGUUAAAGUGAAUGAUGCUCCAGUUCCCUGUUUACUAUCAUGUGAAAAUAAGGUGGGUAGUGUUGACAUUUCAUCAGAUGUAAUCCCUGCUGAUCAUACCAAUAAGCCCAAUGAAUUAUCUGGUGAUUUUUGUCAUAGAAAACAAGAACUGGAGGGGUCUGAAGGUUCCUUGGAAACACAAAAGGGAUUUUCAGAAACCAAAGAUAGUUCAGAUGCUGUUAAAGAUCCAUCAAAAUCUGAAGCACCUGGAUGUCUGCCUAAAGUGUUAGCAUGUGUUGGAAAAUCAUCUCCAACUUUGUCAACCACGAACUCUAGACGAUUGGAUCAUGACAUCAAAUCUGAAGAUACUGAAACCCCUAAAUCUUUUACGAAGCAUGGAGUGAUGACUGAUGGUAACAUUCACAUAAAGAAUGAAACUUGUACAAAUAAUGCUGCCAGGGAUGACAAUCCAAAGAAGUCUGUAAGAGAGCGACCAAAAUCUUCUUUGAAUUCCAAUUCAAAAGGAUUGCAUUCAAGCAGGAGUGUGCCAAAUUCUGUCUCAAAGCAAGUCAUUCCAGACGUGAGAGAUUCUGUUCAUGUUUCGUCUUCUAAACCAUUGACACAUCAGACUGCAAAUAUCUUAGGCUCUAGUGAUUCUAAUGCAUCUUUGCACCAUCAGAAGGUUUUACAAGUGCAGAAUAAGAUUUCAAACCAAACUAACAUCCACACUUCCUCAAAGUUGACCCAAAGUCAUGGGUCAUCAGUGAAUCCUUCCCCAAUAACAAAUUCAUUGCUGACUGACGAAGAGCUUGCUCUGCUCUUGCAUCAAGAACUGAAUAGUUCGCCUCGUGUACCUCGUGUACCCCGAGCACGGCAAGCAGGUAGUUUGCCACAGUUGAGUUCUGCAAGUGCUACAAGCACGCUAAUGAGCCGAAAAUCUGCCGGAGGAAAGGACCAUUAUUUGGCAUCUAAACGAAAACACAAGGAUGCUUCUAGAGAUGGGUCUAGCAGUUUGCGGGAACUUGAAGGUGAAGCUAAAAGGAUAGAGAAGGAGAAAGGUCCAUCCUCCUCUGAUCAGAGGAAACAAGAUAUGCCAUAUGUGGAAGAUGCUCCUGCAGGGGAAGAAAGCCUUGCAUCUAUGACAGCUGCGAACUCCAUUGCUAGCAAUACUGUUUCUCCCACUUCUGCAAUUGCAAACAGUGAUCCAUCCUCCCCUCCUGAGGAUCAGAAUUUGUCAUCUAUGCAUAACUCGCCCAGGAAUAUAUCUGAUGAUGAUACAACAACUGCUGGAAGGCCAGUUCAUCGCACCUUACCUGGUUUAAUCAAUGAAAUUAUGAGCACAGGGAAGCGCAUGACAUAUGUGGAACUCUGUAAUGCUGUGCUACCGCACUGGCAUAACUUGAGGAAGCAUAAUGGAGAGCGGUAUGCAUACUCAAGUCACUCUCAGGCUGUUCUUGAUUGUUUGAGGAACCGGCAUGAAUGGGCAAGAUUGGUUGAUCGGGGUCCAAAGACAAAUUCUAAUAGGAAAAGGCGUAAGUUGGAUGCUGAAGAAUCUGAUGAUAAUGGAUAUGGCAAGGGAAGAAGUGCAAAAGAGGUUGAAGUGAAGAACUUUGAGUUGCAAAAAGAAGAGUACCCUAAAGGCAAACGUAAAGCUCGAAAGCGCAGGCGCCUUGCUCUUCAGGGAAGAGCAGUGAAGGAUGUCAGGAGGAGACAAAAAGCUGGCUCGCAAUCGGAUGAGGAUGUUGGUCCAUUCUCCAAUUCUAGUGAAGAGAGCAUGUUCAGUGAAGAUGAUAUUCAGGUUGGCAGAAUAUGUCCUGCUGGAAGAUCAUCAGAUGAGACAGGUAGUGCCUAAAUAUGAACUGGCUAAAUAAUUUCAAGUGGUUGUUUUUCCAAGAGUAAAGAAUUGCUGGCUAGCCGUCUUUGCGAGCUUGUUUAGUGGAGGAUGGAUUGCGGGUGGCUUGGUUUGGUGUGACACCAUAUCAGUUGUGUAAAUAUUUGUAGCAGUAGUUGUAUCUUUUCAUGAAUGAGGCAGAACUGAGUAGGUUGUGUAGAAUUUGUAAGUGACUAAGGAUUGGGUUAAAGAGCAGAAAGAAUGUACAAUUGGAUUUGAUUAGGAAACAGUACUAAUUUAGAAACUACCCUUGGUCACUGGGAGCCUGGCAUCUGAUAAUCUAAUCUAACACUCUCAGUGGUCUUGUGACAAUGGGUGGCUAUACAAGGACAAGUAGAUGUGGUAGCUUUGCGAAGGACAAUGUAUAGGAUAAUAACUGAUUCUCUGUUGUAAAGUUCUUGUAUAACAUUUAGGCUUCGCAUUUCUCACUCUUGUUAGCUGAUUUCAUCAAGUGAUUAAAGUAUUCUGUUGUAUUUCUCA
Messenger RNA from Cajanus cajan (pigeon pea), 4280 nucleotides. RefSeq names its product RING/FYVE/PHD zinc finger superfamily protein. Lineage: Eukaryota; Viridiplantae; Streptophyta; Magnoliopsida; Fabales; Fabaceae. Gene Ontology annotation, cellular component: nucleus. The record is from RefSeq and is a predicted model, not a curated record.